GCUGUGGUUGGCUGCAGUCUCUAAAAAGGUUCAAGCUAUUUUUUUACAGCUUAGUGUCUGUGGCUCCAUAAUUAAUUGUAGCUAGCUGUCUCAUAUCGACGUGUUUUUAAGGAACAUGAAAUAGUUGUUGUGUUUUUUUUUAAUUAGAGGAGUUGCCAGGGCAAGAGAUUUGAAGUCCAACUGCUGCUGGUUGUUGCUACUCUAUCUUACUUGUGAUGUUGGAUAUGGGAGAACGGAAAGAAGUCAAAAUGAUUCCUAAAUCAUCGUUCAGUAUAAACAGUCUGGUUCCCGAAGCCGUGCAAAGCGACAACCACCAUCAUCACCACCAACACCACAGAGCGGUGCAUGAAGAAGAGGAGAAGACUCCUUUACCUGUCCAAGCACAGGAGCAGAAGUCGGAGAACACUUGCGCUAAAAGUGACAAUUCAUCCCACGACUCCUCGUGCGCGGACGAGAAGGACAAGCAGGAAGAGAAACGGGACUCGAAAGAAGGCGAAGGAGGCAAAGAAGGCGACAAGAAAAACGGCAAGUACGAGAAACCACCUUUUAGCUACAACGCUUUGAUUAUGAUGGCUAUCCGGCAGAGUCCGGAGAAGCGGUUAACCCUUAACGGCAUUUACGAGUUCAUUAUGAAAAAUUUCCCGUAUUACCGGGAGAACAAGCAGGGAUGGCAGAAUUCCAUCAGACACAACUUGAGUUUGAACAAAUGUUUUGUUAAAGUGCCCCGGCACUACGAUGACCCCGGGAAGGGAAACUACUGGAUGCUUGACCCCUCCAGCGACGACGUGUUCAUUGGCGGCACGACGGGCAAACUUCGGCGCAGAUCGACCACUUCUAGGGCAAAGCUGGCGUUUAAAAGGGGCGCGAGGCUUACUUCCACCGGACUGACAUUUAUGGAUAGAGCUGGCUCUUUAUAUUGGCCAAUGUCGCCGUUCCUCUCGCUCCACCAUCCGAGGGCGAGCAGCGCGUUGAGUUACAACGGUACGUCCUCGGCUUACCCUAGUCACCCAAUGUCCUAUAGCACAAUGUUGACUCAAAACAGUUUGGGGAACAGUCACUCUUUCCCUGCCUCCAAUGGCUUGACUGUUGACAGACUCGUGAAUGGAGAGAUUCCGUACGCCACACAUCAUCUCACAGCGGCCGCUUUGGCCGCCUCUGUGCCAUGUGGGCUCUCCGUACCCUGCUCCGGGACGUACUCUUUGAAUCCGUGUUCAGUGAACCUACUGGCGGGCCAGACCAGUUAUUUCUUCCCCCACGUCCCUCACCCAUCCAUGACCUCCCAGAGCAGCACGUCCAUGAGCUCCAGGGCCGUCUCUUCCUCCCCGCAAACGGCCUCCUCUCUCGCGUGUGACUCCUUAAGGCCUUCCCUACCUAGUUUUUCCUCCGGACUUUCCAGCGGACUUUCUGACUACUUCACACAUCAGAAUCAAGGGUCAACAUCAAAUCCACUUAUACACUAACUAGCAUCCACAGGAUCAGACUGUAAGUGAACAUUUUCCACCAAUUUACACUGUAAUAUAUAGGCUUAAAAAUGAAAAAAAAAGAAUGAACAGACAAUGCAAGCCGAAAUCCAGGUAUUUUGUAUUAUUAUUAUUAUUAUUAUUAUUAUUAUUAUUAUGCAUUUAUUUCUGACUGUAUACAAACGUCAAGUGUAGCGGAACUGUUUAUUAUUCCACUGUCAGCAACGUGCAAUGCGACCAGAGUAAAAAAAAAGGAUGAAGCAUAGUUUUUUUUUUUUUUUUUUGAAAGGCAGUAUGAUUACUUUAGAAUGUUUAUUUAAAUAGUUGUUGCAGUUUUGUCUAAUUUUAAAUGUUAAAAUAUCUAAUAGCUACAUUACAGAACAACCUCCAGUCAUGUUUGCAGUAUUAUCAUGUCAUGAGCGCACUGGGGUGAGAUUUUUCAGAAAUUAACACAAAGUUUUAUUUUCAUUUUUAAAUAAAUAUGUUCUAAGUGCACAAUGCCCGUUCAAAUCCGUGGCUCCUUGUGGUUUUGUUUUUAAUACAGACUGAAUACUUCAUCUAUAGUGCAUUUUUUACACAUAUUAACAAUACAGUUUCUUUGUAGACCAAAGAAUGGGUAUCAAUCAACAAAAUAUAGUUUUUUUUUUUUUUUUUUUUUUUUUU
This is a messenger RNA of Cyprinus carpio (common carp), 2123 nucleotides long. Its product is annotated as forkhead box protein G1-like. Gene Ontology annotation, cellular component: nucleus. Gene Ontology annotation, molecular function: DNA-binding transcription factor activity; sequence-specific double-stranded DNA binding. The record is from RefSeq and is a predicted model, not a curated record. Gene Ontology annotation, biological process: regulation of transcription by RNA polymerase II. Lineage: Eukaryota; Metazoa; Chordata; Actinopteri; Cypriniformes; Cyprinidae.